GUGGCCUGGACCGAUCAGUGGAACACUGUCCUGACUCUGAAUGAGGACAGAAUCAUUGAUGACGACCGGAUCAGCAUCUCGCGUCACCAUGACGACGAGUGGAAUCUGAAGUUUGAACACGUCAAGUAUGGCGACCAAGGCUUGUACACGUGCCAGAUAAACACCACUCCAACGCUCCACCAGUCGGUUAUGCUAUCUGUAGUAGUUCCGCCACGAAUAUCUGCCAGUGACAAUGACGGGACAGUGACAGUCGGCGAAGGUGAGAAAGCUACACUGACUUGUAAUGCUACAGGAAUACCCCGCCCAACAGUCACGUGGUACCGGCAGCCCAGCGUCAGAGGAGAACCUAUAGAGAGAAUCGGCUUCACGGGGGAGAUUCUGGUGAUACACAACGUGACCCGGUUCUGUGGUGGUCAGUAUGAGUGUCUGGCGGAGAAUGGAGUCUCGCCCAGUGUCCGACACACUACAGUUGUUCGGGUCAAAUUCCCCCCAGAAGUGUCUCUUGCAAACAAACGAAUGGGACAAGCAGUAGGAAAAGAUACGAUCCUGGAGUGUGUGGUUACAGCCUACCCUCAAGCUGAAGCCGCCUGGAUGUUCGGGGGCAAUAAACUAAGCCAUUCAGAUAAGUACAAAGUGGAUAUCUACACGCAACAGGAUGAUGAUACCAAGCUUAUCCUAAGUCUUAUCAUCAAAGACAUACAGAAAGAGGAUUAUGGCACAUACAGCUGCAUGGCUUCCAACGCCCUGGGUAAGGCCGACGAGAAAAUGGUACUUGUUGAACAUAAAGAAAGGACGAAACCACCACCCAUGACCACGCCAGCAACUACAACAUCAACUACAACAUUUCUGCCACACUACCUCGCCAGAACACCCCAGCCAGGAAUGCACCAAGGGACACAA
Molecule: messenger RNA, 900 nt
Organism: Candidula unifasciata
Lineage: Eukaryota; Metazoa; Mollusca; Gastropoda; Stylommatophora; Geomitridae
Source: the annotation of a GenBank genome assembly